UGUCACGUUUUAUGAGAGAGCGGGUGUUCUAGUACUGUACGUUACACCUUGUGGUUUGCCGUUAUAUUGGGUUACAAACCUCAUUUUAGCACUUCUGGCUGUGACUAUUGAGGUACUUCAAUCACAGUAAGGGUAUUAUUAAUUUGUUUCCUUGUUAAAUCUCGCGUUCUAGAUCAAGCUUGAUCAUUUUCCCCAGCUUCCAUCGAGUGGGCUCUCCUGCGCACUCCUUCUGCUUAUUCAACGCUCUCAAGCUAGAGACGAACCGCUGUACUAACAUAUUUUCGAAGCUGAUUUUAAUUUUUGUACUGAAUUGACGUUGACAUCAAUAGUUCACAAACUGUUUGCAUUAUAAUAAAUUAGAUUUUGAAUAUGUCUGAAAAGAAACGGAAGCAGCGGUUAGCUGGUGAUAAACUCAAUGAAAACCCACUGAAGCCUACAGUAGAAGAAAUCGAUGUUGCGAAUUACUUACAUAAAAAGCUACCAUCUAAAGAAGGGCGUCUCUCAGGAAUGAUUGUUCGCACAUUCGUAGCAAUGGAAGCCAUCGAAUUACUGAUGAAUUCCCAUUGGGCUAGACCAAAUGACGAUGCCAAACCAACUCUUUUUACAAGUCAAACUACUGCAGUUAAUUUCAUGACAACUUUGUUUCAGAAGCAAAUGUUUCAGCGUGCAGUUCGUGUCAAGAAAAAGUCCACUAAACACCGAGAAGAUGCGAAAUCAUUGAAGCCUAAACUGAAAAAGCUUACUGAUGGAAAGCUUGUCACCAGUAAAAAUGUUGUCGACGCGACUUCAGAUGAAAAUUUGAGUUCUCAAGAUCAUGAUUCUAAAUCGCCCAAAUUUGGCAUUUUCUCAUCCAUCUCUUCCAGUAUUAACGAAUUCACAAUGAAAUCUCCCAAUAAGAAACCCAUGCGACUAGAAAUUGUGGACGAGCAAAAAUUUGUACUUGAUGAUCCACACACAUUUUAUGUUUGGAUCUAUGAACCACCACCGGGACUAUUUACAUGGUUGGCUGGUGCAUCUUUAAUUAUUGGGAUUAUACUAUGUUGUUUAUUUCCUAUCUGGCCAUCAGAAUUACGCCAAGGUGCAUAUUAUUUGACUAUAACUGCUUCAGGACUUUUAGGUCUUUUACUUUUCGUAGGAUUAUUGCGUUUCUGUUUUUAUUUGCUUGUCUGGUUAUCUACUUUAGGUCAAUACAGUUUUUGGAUAUUUCCUAAUUAUUUUGAAGACUGUGGUUUCUUCGAGUCAUUUCGUCCAUUGUAUUCACUUAAGCAUGCAUCUGAUGUUCUAGCACCAUCAAAUAAGAGAAGCAAAUCGAAAUUAAAGUCAAUUAGUGAUGUAUCCACUAUUAAUUUCGCCACGAGCAGUAGCAAUACUAGUAUUGUUCCUGGUAGUGAUGCUAAUAUUGUCCAAUUAUUAUGUACAAAAUCACCUGAGGAGGUUAAAGUGAGAAAGGUGUUAAAGAAAGAUAUAAUAAUCAAUGAAUAAAUUUAUUCCUAGUUACUUCAUUUUUUUUCCUUAUUUUCCCUUUCAAUGUUAUCAUGGUAACUGUAUUGCACUCUUAUCAUAGGUAUGUUUAUUGCAACGUUAUUCAUCUAUAUUUUUACUUCAUAUUUCAGCUGAAUAUAUUUUUUUCGUAAUAAAGUUUUCAAAAUUACACUUGUGAUACGUGUGCCGAAAAUGAGAAUUUUGUCUCUUUUAUGCGAAUUGUUUAAUAUUGUAGUUUAACAUCGAAUAAAUGAAGGUUAAAUGGUUAG
This is a messenger RNA of Schistosoma curassoni, 1751 nucleotides long. NCBI's taxonomy places the organism in Eukaryota, Metazoa, Platyhelminthes, Trematoda, Strigeidida, Schistosomatidae. The record is from the annotation of a GenBank genome assembly.